This is a messenger RNA of Prunus persica (peach), 1269 nucleotides long. RefSeq names its product 26S proteasome non-ATPase regulatory subunit 14 homolog. NCBI's taxonomy places the organism in Eukaryota, Viridiplantae, Streptophyta, Magnoliopsida, Rosales, Rosaceae. Gene Ontology annotation, cellular component: proteasome regulatory particle, lid subcomplex. Bases 114 to 1052 code for a protein of 312 amino acids. The record is from RefSeq and is a predicted model, not a curated record. Gene Ontology annotation, biological process: protein deubiquitination; proteasome-mediated ubiquitin-dependent protein catabolic process. Gene Ontology annotation, molecular function: metallopeptidase activity; proteasome binding; protein binding. The transcript is spliced from 6 exons.
UUAUAAUAUAAAACAAAGCAGAGCUGUCUUGCUAGAAAAGAAAGCGGAGCUGCCCAAUCCAAACACUGAAAGAGAAGAGAGAAAGAUAGAAGAAAGAGAGAAGAGCGAAGAGAAUGUCAGGCAUGGAGAGGCUUCAGAGGAUGUUCGCUGGUGCCGGAGGAGGUUUGGGCCACCCACCUCCCGACUCGCCGACUCUCGAUUCUUCCGAGCAGGUUUACAUCUCCUCCCUCGCCCUCCUCAAGAUGCUGAAGCACGGAAGGGCGGGAGUUCCAAUGGAGGUUAUGGGAUUGAUGCUCGGAGAGUUUGUGGAUGAGUACACUGUACGUGUGGUCGAUGUGUUUGCUAUGCCGCAGAGUGGUACUGGUGUUAGUGUCGAAGCUGUUGAUCAUGUCUUCCAGACUAACAUGCUUGAUAUGCUUAAGCAGACUGGACGACCAGAGAUGGUUGUGGGGUGGUACCAUUCACAUCCUGGAUUUGGCUGCUGGCUAUCUGGUGUCGACAUUAAUACACAGCAGAGCUUUGAAGCAUUGAAUCAACGUGCUGUGGCUGUGGUGGUGGAUCCAAUUCAGAGUGUGAAGGGAAAGGUGGUCAUUGAUGCCUUCCGUCUUAUCAACCCACAAACUAUGAUGCUUGGCCAAGAACCACGCCAGACUACAUCUAAUCUUGGACAUCUUAAUAAGCCAUCCAUUCAAGCAUUGAUCCAUGGGUUAAACCGACAUUAUUACUCCAUAGCAAUUAAUUACAGGAAGAAUGAACUUGAGGAGAAAAUGUUGCUCAACCUUCACAAGAAGAAAUGGACUGAUGGGUUGACACUUAGGCGCUUUGAUAAUCAUUCAAAGACAAAUGAGCAAACUGUUGAGGAGAUGAAGAACUUGGCUGUCAAAUACAACAAAGCAGUCCAGGAAGAGGACGAGUUACCUCCAGAGAAGCUCGCGAUUGCAAACGUUGGAAGGCAGGAUGCCAAGAAGCACCUUGAAGAACAUGUCUCCAACCUGAUGUCCUCAAACAUAGUCCAGACCUUGGGAACAAUGCUUGAUACGGUUGUGUUCUAGAGAGUUCGAGGUCCAAGUCUGGAAACUGAGGUUGCAUUACUGUGUGAGUGGGGCCACUGAUAAUCUUUAUUGCUUUGAAACAGUGUUGGUAUGCAAGACUAGUUUUAGCUGAACUAAAAGAUCUCCAUGAAAGUUCAACCAUGUGGACAUAAAUUUACUUAUGGAUUGUGUUUUACAGUAAAUGAAUAUUCAACUACCACAAGAUUCUAUUCCAUCA